GUUCAAGGUUGUUGCUCGAAAAUCUCGUCCAUCGUCGAUCCGCGAUCGCUCAAAUCUGUUGCCUAUACAGUACCUUGACUACGUCAUCAGUCGAAAAAAGCAAAUCUCCUGAACAAAUCAUGUCGCAACGAGCCUGGACCGAAGAACACGCCAACGAGGCCUUCCGACACAACGUCGAAGGAGGUCUCAAAGGAGCCGCCGUAGCCACCGCCAUCCUCACCCCAGCCUUCUUCCUCUUGCAGAGACGUUCGGCCAACUUUCGAGCCAUCCCCAUCCCCCUGAAAGCUUUCGGUGUGGUCACCGUAGCCGUCCCCUGUAUCUCUAUCGGAGCGGAAAAGGCUGGAGAGAGAUAUGAGAGGGGUAUUCUUGGUGUUAGUCAGCUCGAGGCGACCGAGAGGGAUCGGGAAGAGAAGAGGUGGGAGGGUCUGAGCACGGGGGAGAAGAUCAGGGAUUGGGGGAAGAGGUACCAGUGGAGUAUCGUUGGUGGAAGUUGGUUGGGAACAAUGGCCAUCGCCGGAAUCGUCAUCGGUCGAAGCCCUUACAUGUCCUUCUCUCAGAAGCUCGUUCAAACUCGAGUAGUCGCUCAAGCCUCGACUUUGGGUACACUCAUCGCUUCGGGUAUGCUCGCCGGUAUGGGAUCCCAGGGCGAGAAGCCUAAGAAGGCUGAGGACCACAGUUGGAGGGAUAUCCUCGAGCAAGAGGCCAAGCAAGAGGAAGAGGAUAAGCGAAGGGCCAAGGAGGAGGAAAAGGAGGAAAAGGCCGACGAGAAGAUUCAGAGCAAGAUCACCGGUACCCGAUAAACGGUCCGUGUUCGCGGGUGGGAUCGUCUUUUGUGCUUGCGACGGUCCGAUCAAAGAGAAGAGCAAAAACAAGUCUCGAAUAAAACAUGUAUCCGUAUACUUUAGAUGGAUGAAGAACCGUAUGAAAUAGCCGUAAUCAAGUUUA
Filobasidium floriforme is the source of this 945-nucleotide messenger RNA. RefSeq names its product putative mitochondrion protein. The record is from RefSeq and is a predicted model, not a curated record. Gene Ontology annotation, biological process: mitochondrial respiratory chain complex IV assembly. Lineage: Eukaryota; Fungi; Basidiomycota; Tremellomycetes; Filobasidiales; Filobasidiaceae. The transcript has 6 exons. Bases 120 to 800 code for a protein of 226 amino acids. Gene Ontology annotation, cellular component: mitochondrial inner membrane.